Molecule: messenger RNA, 2167 nt
Organism: Cajanus cajan (pigeon pea)
Lineage: Eukaryota; Viridiplantae; Streptophyta; Magnoliopsida; Fabales; Fabaceae
Product: nitroreductase family protein
Molecular function (GO): oxidoreductase activity
Source: RefSeq, a predicted model, not a curated record
AACUCUAGAAUCAAGUUCGAUACUUCCAUUCCCUAACUAUCCUUUUAAAAAAAUGUCAUCAUCUCUUCUCCCUCUCCGCAACACACCACCAUCACUCCUCCAUUUUCUCCCUUCAACCCCUCUUCCAUUCCAACCACAACCCAUGUCCACUUUCUCUACUUCCCUCUCUCCCUCCACAUCCACAUCCACCUCUCAAAACAACCUCGACCAGCCCGAGCACAACCUCUCCCACGUCCUCAAAUACCACAACCAAACCAAACACAACUUCAACCGCUACGCACGGGGCCCCCACGGGCUCGACUGGGCCAACCAGCCCAACCCAUUCCGCAGGUACCUCUCCUCCCCUCUCCUCCCCCUCCUCCACCCGCAACCAAACGCACACCAAUCACCACUCUACCACUCUCUCUUCCGUUCUCUCCCCUCUCCGCACCCCAUUUCCGAAUCCACCGUUUCCCACUUCCUCUUCGAUUCCCUCGCUCUCUCCGCCUGGAAAACCACCGGCUUCUCCACCUGGUCUCUCAGGGUCAACCCCAGUAGCGGCAAUUUGCACCCCACUGAAGCCUACGUCGUUGCCCCACCGAUACCCUCCAUCUCCGAUUCGCCUUUCGUCGCUCAUUAUGCCCCAAAGGAGCAUUCUUUGGAGCUCAGAGCCAAAAUCCCAUCUGGGUUUUUCCCCAAGUUUUUUCCACCCAAUUCGUUUCUCGUUGGGUUGUCCUCGGUUUUCUGGCGCGAGGCUUGGAAGUACGGUGAACGAGCGUUCAGGUACUGUAACCAUGACGUUGGUCAUGCCAUUGGUGCAGUUGCCAUGGCUGCUGCGGGUCUUGGUUGGGAUGUGAAGGUUUUGGAUUCUCUGGGGUGUGAGGAGUUGAAGAGUCUCAUGGGGCUUCAUGUUUUCCCAGAGUUUGAGAUUCCAUCACGUGCUGUUAGAGGGAAGAUUCCAGAGAUUGAGUUUGAGCAUCCUGAUUGUGUGAUGCUAGUUUAUCCAAGUGGGGUUGGUGGGUUUGAUGUGGAUUGGAAGGAGUUAAGUGAAGCUAUAUUGGGGUUUGAUGAGUUGGAGUGGAAAGGGAAGCCUAAUUCCCUUAGCAAAGAGCAUGUGUGUUGGGAUCUUAUUUAUAGGACUGCUGAGGCUGUGAAGAAGCCUUUGACAUUGGACGAUAGGUUCUCGGUUGAGCCUUUUCAGAGGAGUGGUGUUUGUGGUGAGGGUUUCUAUAAGGGGUUAACUGUGAGGGAAGUUGUUAGGAAGCGUAGGAGUGCUGUUGAUAUGGAUGAAGUAACUAGAAUUGAGAGAGAUGCAUUUUAUCAGAUUCUGUUGCAUUGUCUUCCUUCAGGUUGCCAGGUUGGAGGAAGGCAAAAGAGGCAGCUGGCAUUGCCAUUCCGUGCGCUUCCAUGGGAUGCCGAGGUGCAUGCUGCUUUGUUUGUUCAUAGAGUGGAGGGGUUGCCGCAAGGAUUGUAUUUCUUGGUGAGGAAUGAAAAUCAUUUUGAUGAAUUGAAGAAGGCUAUGCUCCCUGACUUUUUGUGGACCAAACCUGAGGGCUGCCCUGAUGAGCUUCCGCUGUAUGAACUGCUUAGAUCUGAUUGCCUGAAGCUUGCCAAGCAGCUUUCAUGUCACCAGGACAUUGCAAGUGAUGGUUGCUUCAGCCUUGGUAUGUUGGCUCGAAUGGAACCUACUUUGCGUGAGAAGAAUGCUUGGAUGUAUCCACGUUUAUUUUGGGAGACUGGAGUCCUUGGACAGGUGCUGUACCUUGAAGCACAUGCUGUUGGAAUCUCAGCAACUGGAAUUGGUUGCUUCUUUGAUGACCCUGUUCAUCAGUUGCUUGGGUUGAAAGGGUCAGCAUUUCAGAGUCUCUAUCAUUUUACUGUUGGAGGUCCUGUCUUGGACAAGCGUAUAAUGAGUUUGCCAGCAUAUCCAGGCCCUGAUGUUGAUGCUUAAAGCUGCGCAAUGACUUCAAAUUGCCAUUCAAUGUUUAGGGCCUCUUAGAUGAAUCUCUUAAAACACAAUUUCUUUAAAUUGUUGUAUACCCAUGUAUAUGUGAAUUGCUCUACGUAGGUAAAAUCUGGCCUGCAUAUAUACCUACACAUUUGAUAAUUUUUUACCGUAGUAAAUAACUACCUUGUAUAGUAAAUGUGUAAGUUUUCAUAGUAAUAAAUCUGGAUUAGAUAUCGUGAA